AUGGCUACCAUGAUAGAAUCUCCCGCCAAGUAUUUCCAUUUUACCAUAAAUUUAUGUGCAUGCUUUGUUUUCAUAUUGCUGGCAGAUCUUGUCUUGGAAAAUAUUGUCAAUGCUGGUCAUUUGCAAUUGGAAGCCCGAGAUAGGAUAAAAGAAGCCCUUCUUCGCAGGCAUCGUCAUCAACAUGAGCGAAGGCAUGACAAAGUGGACAAAGGCUCUCGGUUACCCCUUAUUCGAUCCCUUGCUGAUAUUGGACGGAAUUCUAGCAAGAGCAUGUUUGGUUCUAGUAGUAGUGCACCAAAUACAACGGGACAAGAUACUAUUGUAAAAAGCCCUAGCUGUUCCUCAUUAAACCUUGGAAGUAGUAAUUCCCACUCUGGACACAAUUCUCAUAAUCUUGCCGAUGUAUCUGGUGGGAAUUCUACCAGUUCAGCUGAUUUACAGCAUAGACUAAACCAAGCCUUUAUGAAAAAAAUUCCACCUGGUGCUGAAGCUUCCAACAUCUUGGUUGGUGAAGUGGACUUCUUAGAUCGUGCAGUUAUUGCCUUUGUUCGUCUUAGUCAAGCAACAAAUCUUGGAGACCUGACUGAAGUGCCCGUGCCUACUCGCUUCCUGUUCAUUCUAUUGGGUCCUUCGGGAAACUUGGGUCGCUAUCAUGAGAUCGGUCGUGCUAUGGCAACUCUCAUGUCUGAUGAGGUAUUCCACGAUGUUGCCUACAAAGCGAAAAGCAGGCAAGAUUUGCUUGCUGGUGUAGACGAAUUCUUAGAUGCUGUUACAGUCCUACCGCCUGGGGCCUGGGAUCCAAGUAUAAGAAUAGAACCACCUCAACAGUUACCAUCACAAGAGGCAAGGAAAAAGACUGAAACUCAAGAAGUAAAAAUUGAUGAAGAAGAAGAAGAAGAAAAAGAAAGGGAAGAAAGUGGUUUGAAGAGGACUGGGAGAUUAUUUGGUGGCCUUAUAAAUGAUGUAAAAAGAAAAACACCCUGGUAUUGGACCGACUUCAAAGAUGCUUUUGCUAUUCAAUCUCUAGCUUCAAUAUUUUUCUUAUAUUUUGCUUGCUUAACGCCUAUUAUUACAUUUGGUGGCUUGUUGGGUGAUGCAACUGAAGACAGAAUAGCUGCCAUGGAAAGUCUCUUGUCUGGUGCAAUCUGUGGCAUUUUAUAUGGCUUAUUUAGUGGCCAGCCGUUGACAAUCUUAGGAAGCACUGGUCCUGUACUUGUUUUUGAAACAAUACUUUAUGACUUCUGCAAAGAAAAUGAUCUUGAAUAUUUGCCUCUUCGGUUGUGGGUGGCUUUGUGGACCGCAUUUAUUUUGAUAGUCCUGGUUGCUUUCGAUGCUAGUGCAUUAGUUUGUUAUAUUACUCGUUUCACAGAAGAAAAUUUUGCUACUUUAAUUUCUCUAAUAUUUAUUUAUAAAUCAGUUGAAAAGGUAUUGGCUAUUGGCCAUUAUUAUCCGUUAAGUUCUCCAUCAGUUCAAGAUUUCCCUGGCACAUGUGUAUGUACACCAAUCAAUAGCACAGAUUUGGAUGAAUCCACAUUGAAUGUCUUCAGUUCGUACAAUAGCUCAAUGUGUAGUUCUUUCAAUGGGACAUUGACUGGACCUGGCUGUAUACCUCCUUAUCCUGAUGUCUACUUAUUUUCCAUAAUUUUGUAUGCCUCCACAUUUUCAAUAUCCGUCUUCUUGAAAGAAUUCAAGUUCACUCCAUUUUUCCCAUCAAAGAUACGAAGCACUAUAAGCGAUUUUGCAGUGGUAAUAUCCAUCCUUUUAAUGACAGUUGUUGAUGCAAGCGUUGGCCUCCCUACACCAAAGUUACAAGUUCCAGCUAAAUUUCAACCAACGUGGAAUACUGGACGAGGAUGGCUUAUUCCAUUUUUUGGAGAAAAGAAUCCUUGGUGGACCGCAAUUGGUGCAAUUUUACCGGCACUUUUAGCCACUAUUUUGAUUUUUAUGGAUCAACAAAUCACAGCUGUAAUUAUUAAUAGGCGGGAAAAUAAAUUGAAAAAAGGUUGUGGCUAUCACUUGGAUUUGUUUGUUCUUGCUUUACUGAUUGUUAUAUGUUCUGUAUUGGGUCUUCCUUGGUUCGUGGCAGCUACUGUUCUUGCAAUGACCCAUGUCAAUUCUCUUCGCAUGGAAUCGGAAUGUUCAGCACCUGGAGAAAAACCUCAGUUUUUAGGCGUCAGAGAACAGAGAGUUACACAAAUUUGCAUCUUUGCUUUAGUGGGCUUGUCAGUUCUAUUUACUUCUGUCCUUCAGUAUAUUCCAAUGCCUGUUUUAUAUGGAGUCUUCUUAUACAUGGGAGCUUCUUCACUCCAAGGCUCACAGUUCUUCGACAGAAUGUUGAUCAUUUUUAUGCCACAAAAGUAUCAACCAGAUCAUGUAUUUUUGCGCAGCGUGCCAACUCUACGCGUCCAUUUGUUUACUGCUGUUCAGUUAACAUGCUUGAUUAUCUUAUGGGUUAUUAAGUCUUAUAAACCAACAUCCAUUGGAUUUCCUCUAAUG
Molecule: messenger RNA, 2496 nt
Organism: Uloborus diversus
Lineage: Eukaryota; Metazoa; Arthropoda; Arachnida; Araneae; Uloboridae
Product: electroneutral sodium bicarbonate exchanger 1-like
Biological process (GO): regulation of intracellular pH; monoatomic anion transport; bicarbonate transport
Cellular component (GO): plasma membrane
Molecular function (GO): solute:inorganic anion antiporter activity; sodium:bicarbonate symporter activity; monoatomic anion transmembrane transporter activity
Source: RefSeq, a predicted model, not a curated record